Pichia membranifaciens NRRL Y-2026 is the source of this 918-nucleotide messenger RNA. RefSeq lists its product as hypothetical. Gene Ontology annotation, molecular function: alkaline phosphatase activity; phosphoglycolate phosphatase activity. Lineage: Eukaryota; Fungi; Ascomycota; Pichiomycetes; Pichiales; Pichiaceae. The record is from RefSeq and is a predicted model, not a curated record. The transcript has a single exon. Bases 1 to 918 code for a protein of 305 amino acids.
AUGACAGUGAAGAUUACGACACACGAACAGGCGAAGACGCUGAUCGAAACGCACGACACGUUUCUGUUUGACUGCGACGGGGUGAUCUGGAUCGGGGACGAGCUGCUUCCGCACGUGAAGGAGACGAUUGGCUUGCUGCAGGCGCUCGGGAAGACGCCAAUCUUCGUGUCGAACAACAGCACGAAGGCGCGGACAGACUACGUGGCGAAGCUAGCGGGGUUCGGGAUCGGCGGGAUCGAGACGAGCCAGAUCAUCAACUCGGCGUACUCGACGGCGAUCUACGUGCACGAGGUGCUCCGGCUGCCGAAGGACCAGAAGGUGUGGGUGCUUGGGCAGAGCGGGAUCACCGCAGAGCUGCAGCUGCUCGGGUACGAGACGGUGACGUUCGACGACCUGGAGGCGGCGGCGGCGGCCCGUGGGGCGGCGCCGCUGGCGAUGGAGGACGUCCACGAGCUCGUCGACCCGGGCGUCGGCUGCGUCGUCGUCGGGCUCGACUUCCAGCUCACGUACCUCAAGCUCGGCGUCACGCUGCAGCACCUCCUCGACGGCAAGACGCCCUUCAUCGCCACGAACAUCGACUCGACGUUCCCCUUCAAGAGCACGCGGCUGCCCGGCGCCGGGGCCAUCGUCGAGACGGUGGCCUUUGCCAGCGGCAGAGAGCCCGACGCCAUCUGCGGCAAGCCCAACGCCGGCAUGAUGGACUCCAUCCUGGCGCACCACCGCCUCGACAAGACCCGCACCGUCAUGGUCGGCGACCGCUUGAACACCGACAUGCGUUUCGGCAGCGCCAACGGCAUCGACACGCUCCUCGUGCUCACGGGCAUCGACCGCGAGGCCAGCGUCGCCGCCGGCCACGACGACGUCUCCUUCUACGCCAACGCCCUUGGCGACCUCUACACCCUCUAUAACUCUGUCUAG